CAAAGGAAGGCCGGUUGUUGGGGGGACGAGAUGCGCGUUUUGACUCGCCGCCUCUGUACAUAAAACGGCGGCGAAUCCUUCUCGGUCAAGCAUGCACCAAUACAUCGAUAACUGUCUGUCGAUUCAGUACGGUCACAUCCCACUCCGUUAUUCCCCUUCCCCCCCCUCGACCACCACGAUCGUCCCGCAUGAUCAACACCGGCCACUGCGAUGCCCGCCACACCACGUAAAAGCAACUGCACCCCGAUCGUCCCGUCGGCCCACUCCGAGCGAGCGUUCCCAUUCUCAGACUUCCUCACUCAGCCCGUAUACUCGUCUCCGCGUCAAUACCCUCGAGAUUGCUUGCAGGUCACCUAUGACGGCGAAGAGGAUGAAGAUGACGACGACGAGCCUUCGGCGGGAUGGCCGUACGAUACCAACUUUCCUGGACAAUACAGCCCCUUCCUCGUUCACAAGACGUUCCAUGCGCCCGGCGUAGGCGGAAGUGGGAGGCGUCUCAACUCGCCCGUUCCCCGAAUCGAUACUAGUGUCGUCGGCGCAUCGACAGUCGCGACGGGGGAAUGGCAUACCAUGAGGACGGUCUACCAUCAUGACCACGACACCGAUCAUGAUCAAGAGGUUCCGACCCUGAUCAUGUCUGAUUCGACGCACGCGCCAACGACGCUCGUCUCGGCUUCGUUCCAUGAUGGUGCCGGGACGAUCGAUCAUCGACCCAGACCUCGAGGUCGCGGAUUUGCUCCGAAGCCUCUCCAGACGCUAGGCAAGCGGACCGUCCGAGAUCACCUUAGAGAUCACUUCGACGUCGAUGAGAAUGACCAGGACGAGGAUGACAUUCAGAUUUGGAUUGAGAAUGUCGAAGAUCUAGAUCACUCGGACUUGACGACGAUCCAAGAGCAGCAGAUCUCUACUCCAGAGUUGUCCGAGACGGGCACCGUCGUUCCCUCUCCAGAGCAGGAUAUUGACCGACAUCAUCAUCAUCUAGUCCGGGACUUGGCCGGGCUGGGAUUGCGAACGACCAGACCAAGGCAAGGGCCAACUCUUCCGCCGGUCGACCUAGGCCAGCAACCCAACGUUCUCGAAGACGUCCCUCGGGGCCGUACGAUGGAGCGCAAACGGACGAACCGCAGAGGUCGGCAUCUUCUUUCGGGUUGAGGCCCGUAAUCUGUCCAUCCUUGUCCCUGAGAUUCGACGAGAAACAUUGUCUGUUUUAUCGAGCACAGGGCUCGGUUUGUCGUAGCCCUCCAUUACGGUCGAGCAGGAGUGUAGCAGUGCAGAAGUCUGUUGAGCGUGCUCUGCCGCCCGUCUGUCCGAUAGCUUUUGAUGCCUGCGCAUUUUGUUGUCCCCGAGAUGGGAAAGUUUUUGGUUGUUGUAUUGCAUGUACUGUGCGAGAUCCCGCCCGUCGUUGGCGCUCGCGGAGAAUGACGCUCUCCCCAU
Filobasidium floriforme is the source of this 1434-nucleotide messenger RNA. RefSeq lists its product as uncharacterized. NCBI's taxonomy places the organism in Eukaryota, Fungi, Basidiomycota, Tremellomycetes, Filobasidiales, Filobasidiaceae. The transcript has a single exon. The record is from RefSeq and is a predicted model, not a curated record. The coding region runs from base 211 to 1152 and encodes 313 amino acids.